This is a messenger RNA of Anopheles arabiensis, 1425 nucleotides long. RefSeq names its product prostaglandin reductase 1-like. Gene Ontology annotation, biological process: prostaglandin metabolic process. NCBI's taxonomy places the organism in Eukaryota, Metazoa, Arthropoda, Insecta, Diptera, Culicidae. Bases 162 to 1154 code for a protein of 330 amino acids. Gene Ontology annotation, molecular function: 2-alkenal reductase [NAD(P)H] activity; 15-oxoprostaglandin 13-reductase [NAD(P)+] activity. The transcript has 2 exons. The record is from RefSeq and is a predicted model, not a curated record. Gene Ontology annotation, cellular component: cytoplasm.
AAUCACAAUGUAAACAAUAAAUAAACACGGAGCGGGUGAAUCCUCGGAGCGUCACGAUCGUGGAAGGAAGCCAAACAGGCUGGUAGGAAUAAUUAAACCGUUUUGUGAACGAGUGUAUUCACUGAUUGAGUGUUGUUUACACCUGCCAGACCCUAAAAAGAAUGCACAUUGCAAAGAAAUGGAUUUACGCGAAGCCGUUCGUCGAUGAGCCGACGCUCGACAACUUCGAGCUGGUGGAGGAACCGGUGCCGGAGCUGCAAGAUGGAGAAUUUCUUAUCAAAGCCCUGUACCUGAGCGUGGACCCGUACAUGCGCAUCUACAUGCUGGCCAACCCGACCGGCAGCACCAUGAUCGGGGGCCAGGUCGGCGAGGUGAUCGAGAGCCGGCACGCGGACUUCCCGGUCGGGGCGCUCGCGUUCGCGCAGGUCGGCUGGCGCACCGUGUCCGUGUGCGCACCGGCCAGCUUCGAGACGCGCAAACCGUACGUGCUGCCGGAGCUAGGCCCGCUGCCCGCCUCGCUCGGGAUGGGCGCGCUCGGCACGGUCGGCAACACGGCGUACUUCGGGCUGCUCGAGAUCUGCCAGCCGCAGCCGGGCGAAACGGUGGUGGUGAGCGGGGCGGCCGGUGCCGUCGGCAGCCAGGUGGGCCAGAUCGCGAAGAUCAAGGGCUGCCGGGUGGUCGGGAUCGCCGGCUCGGCCGAAAAGUGCGAGUGGUUGCGGGAGCUCGGCUUUGACGGGGUGAUCAACUACAAGGAGGAGGACGUCGGGGAGGCACUGCGCCAGCUGGCCCCGGACGGGGUGGACUGCUACUUCGACAAUGUCGGUGGCCGCACGGCCGAGACGGUCAAGGGGCAGAUGAAGCCGUUCGGGCGCAUUGCCGUGUGCGGCACGAUCUCCCAGUACAAUGGGCGUGAGCCGGCGCGCGUCACCGACCCGCAGAGGGACUUUGUGUGGAAGCAGCUGGUGCAGGAGGGGUUCAGCGUGCACCGGUGGACCGACCGGUGGUUCGAGGGUGUGCACCAGAACCUGCGCUGGAUCCAGGAGGGGAAGCUGAAGGUCCGCGAAACGGUCACGGACGGGUUCGAGAACAUGCCGCGCGCGUUCAUCGAGAUGAUGCGGGGCGGAAACGUGGGCAAGGCGGUUGUUAAAGCUUAAAUGCCUGCUUGUGAGCGUGAAAGUCGAAACCAUUUAUUUUUCAAACAAAUAAUAUAGAAUAUAACAAGAUAACUAGGGGGAAAAAUGAGCGAACACAAGCACAGGGCACAGAACAAUGAUAAUUCUAAAAUCUUCAAGAAAAGUUUAUGUUAAAUGUUGGAGAGCAUUUAUGGGGAAAUCAAGCCAACUAUAAGCAGAUAAGGUGAACGAAACUGAUAAGCAAUCUUCAAAGUGCCUUAAUAAAUUAGGUCGAAAUACAAACGCACCAAUA